This is a messenger RNA of Pararge aegeria (speckled wood butterfly), 4419 nucleotides long. RefSeq names its product phosphatidylinositol 4-kinase beta (gene fwd). Bases 430 to 2928 code for a protein of 832 amino acids. Gene Ontology annotation, molecular function: 1-phosphatidylinositol 4-kinase activity. Gene Ontology annotation, biological process: phosphatidylinositol phosphate biosynthetic process; phosphatidylinositol-mediated signaling. The record is from RefSeq and is a predicted model, not a curated record. Gene Ontology annotation, cellular component: cytoplasm; membrane. The transcript is spliced from 10 exons. Lineage: Eukaryota; Metazoa; Arthropoda; Insecta; Lepidoptera; Nymphalidae.
UAACAUUAUUGUUCAUUUUGUUUGUGUGUGAUUUUGUAAAUCUGAUUAAAGUAACAAAACAAUAAAUUAAUGAUGUGCAUUGCUAUUCGUUCUGAUAUUAUUUCAUGGCAUUUGUAAUGAGAUCUCGACCAUAGUCUAUCGUAGAUCGUAAUUGAAUAAUAACUACAAACUGGUUCAAACUUUCCUACCUCUACACAUUAAAGUUUUACACAUUUAUUGAGAAUAGAGCAAUAUUUUAGAUGACCGCGUGAGGAUAAUUUUGUGUUCCAGCGUCAGAUUUAACCGUGUAUAUAACUUUAUGCGUUGAUACUUUAUUUUAAAAUAAAACAAAAAUUAUCGUGUAGUACCGACGCCAUGUUGUUAUUUACUCUUUAAUUUUUACGGAGAUUUGUUAUGGGUUUUGUUUUGUGAAUAAAAAAGUGCGUGAGCAUGUUGGAAAAUGUUCCUAUACACGGAAGCCGAAGUGACAUCAAGAGCAAGCCGCCUACCCAUCAAAGAAACCUUAGCUUGGAUUUUAGGCAUUUGACAAGCCAAGCCAGUGGGCCGCCACCAGGAUGCGGCCACCAGAGGAACAGAUCCCUGGAUUCUGUUCUUCAGCGGAUACCAGAGGAUAUGACACCGACGUCGCCGGAGGGCGCUCCGCUUCGUCUUUCGAACGAAGCGCCCGCUCCCAGGCUCGCAUUGCCGCCCGAGGUGCCCACCGGGUCCGAUGACUCCGGCAUUCACACUCCGCCCGAUGGGAACGAUGAUGACCGACCGCAACCUCCGGCUGCCGCCAGAUCGAGGGAAAGCCUCGAUUCGGGCAACCCUGAAGAAUCCGAUAAACCCCCGGACCCACCUUAUAAUGCUGACGAACCACUGGUUAACACAAUGUGUGUCUCAGACUCGUCGAAAAAAAAAGACUUUCUCCUCCGACUUUUCGAAAGCAAAAUGUUUGAUAUGAGUAUGGCGAUUUCAUAUUUGUUCAAUUCUAAAGAACCCGGUGUGCAGACAUACCUAGCUAACAAACUGUUCUCAUUCCCACAUGAAGAUGUAGACUUUUACCUCCCGCAGUUAGCGACAAUGUAUAUAGAAAUGGGAGACGUAGCGGACGUUUUGCGACCCUAUUUGGUGUAUCGGUGUAAACAAAGUGCGGAAUUUUCGCUACGAUUAGCGUGGUUAUUGACUGCUUUUUGUGGUGACGCUAAGAGAUCGAGAGCGACAAAACUGAGGGAUUCUAUUCUCGCCGAAGAAAUUAGGCCGGCGGCCCGAAGAGGUCACCACAGAUCACAAUCUGAUGCCUCUGCAUUGAGACUGGCCGCGCCGACGGGUAGGCACUUGGGAGACCUUGCGUCUGGCCGUGCCUUCGACAAUGGCUGCCUCUGUGGGGAACAGUGCUCGUGCGGGGCGCAAUGCUCUUGCGGGGCACCAAGGCUAGCACCGCAGCUACAGUUUCUCACAGCGUUAACAAACAUCGGGCGGCGUCUUGCCGGCGUUGCGGACAAGGAGCGGCGGAAUGGCCGCCUUAGAGCCGAGCUCGCGGCCCUUGACUUGAACCUGCCAGCGCGUGUCUGGCUACCUCUGCAUCAGAAACCCAACUACGUGCUCAGGAUACCACCGCACGCCGCCGCUGUACUUAACAGCAAGGAUAAGGCGCCGUACAUAAUGUACGUGGAGGUAUUAGAAACGGAAGGACACGAACCGCUGCCACCUCGCCUUCUUCCGCCGGCGCCCCCCGCACCUCACUCGCCCCCCAUAAGGCACACGAAGAGUGAAGAGAAUCUCGUACCAGAGUGGCCAGCCUUGUCCCUCUACUCGGCGUUGGACGACUCCGACGCGGGAGACUGUUGGAGUCAUGAGGAUGAAGAAUUAAGUACGCAAUAUACUGCUAAGCUACCAGCGCCAGAUAGCUUAUCACAGGUGUCGGCAAUGUCGGCUAUGUCCGGCGUGUCGGCGCUGUCGACGUCGUCGUGCGGGUCACGCGAGUCAGUGGCGGUGGGCGCGGGCGAGGUACGGCGCCGGCUUGCUGACGCUACUGCCGAGCCGCCUCCCAACGCAUUCCGCCGCGACCCGCAGGACCCCUCCGCGCUAGCGCUCAAGGAGUCCUGGGAGAGCAAGCUGGCGCGCAUGCGCUCCGCGUCGCCGUACGGCGCACUGGCGGGCUGGCGGCUGCUGGGCUGCAUCGUGAAGGUGGGCGACGACCUGCGGCAGGAGAUGUUAGCGGCACAGUUGCUGCGGCGCCUGCAGGCCGUGUGGGAGCUCGAGCGCGUGCCGCUACGCCUGCGCCCCUACGAGAUCCUGUGCCUCGACCGCGAGUGCGGCCUCAUACAGCCGGUGCUAAACUCAGUUUCGCUGCAUCAAAUUAAGAAACAGUCGGGCAAGUCACUGCGCGCCUGGCUCGAACUGGAGCAUGGCCCGCCCACCAGCGAGGGAUUCCUGCGCGCGCAGAACAACUUCGUAGAGUCCGCGGCCGCCUACGCACUCACUAGCUACCUACUGCAGCUUAAAGACAGACACAACGGAAACAUUCUGUUGGACAGCACAGGACACAUCAUCCACAUAGAUUUUGGGUUCAUAUUCUCAAUUUCGCCUAAGAACCUGGGAUUUGAAAGUUCGCCAUUCAAGCUGACGGGCGAGUUCGUGGAUGUAAUGGAUGGCGAGAGCUCGGACAUGUUCGCGUACUUCAAGAUCCUUAUCCUGCGCGGACUGCUCGCGGCGCGCAAGCAUUGCGACCAGAUCAUACAUCUCGUCGACGUCAUGCGAAUGGGCGGCCAGCUGCCUUGUUUGCGGAGCAGUAGUGCCGUGUCGGCGUUCCGCGCUCGCUUCCACCCCGGUCGCACCGAGCCCCAGCUGCGGGCGCUAGUGGACCGCCUGGUGCGGGACGCAAUGCACUCGCUGUCCACGCGCCUCUACGACAACUACCAGUACUACACCAACGGCAUCCUCUAGCACAGCACAUCGCACACAAUAUACGGUAAACCCGUAGUCGACCACGUACGGGCCCGCAAAAAGCAACAUUAUGCGUUCGCGAUAUCGACAUAAAGGUACAUUUGCGUGAUUUGCAGCCGAUAAGAGUGACAGUGUACUCUCAACGAUAUUCUCUAGCACUGUACAUCGUACAACACGCAUAUACUAUACACCCGCAGUCGACCACGGUUGUGCGUACGAGACCGCAAAAAACGACAUUAUGCGUUCGCGAUAUCGACAUAAAGUUACAUUUGUGUGAUUCGCAGGUUAUAAGAUUUACAGUGCACUCUCUACGCAAGUUUUCAAUUGCUGCAAUUGUUCAUUAUAUAGUCAACAUCUCCCGGAAAUGCUCUGGUGUCGGAGCAUAACUUGUAGAGAGAAUACUGCACAAGAUCUGUUUGGUGUUGAGACAGAUUGAAGAAACUAUAAAUUGCACCGUGCAGCGUCCUGCUUUUCGCUUUUCGUAUAUUAUGGAAUUCUGGAACGCCUGCUUCUAUCCAAAAUAAGACCUAAAUUACUUCACUUUCGAAGCGCGAGAGCGACAGACGUUUGCUGCCGUCGCUAUACAUUUUCGUAGUUUUGUCAUAAUGCAUUAGUAAUGUAUUAUUGGCAGGUGCUUCGCUUAAUCGUGAAAUAUUCAUAAAAUAUACGUGUUAUAAAGCUGGGAUCCACAACAGCAAUAUCUUAAACGCCAUAGUAAAAUAGACCUAUUAUUCCUCUGUUUAAAGUUUUGAAUUCUGUAAUACCGAAUUUUAGUUCACAUAUAUUUUGCUAGCGUACUGUUGAAUGUAUAGAGGACAUAGAACAUAGUUAUCGAGAGUUUGAAAAAAAAUAAAAACAUUAUGGUUGAAUACACUUGUGCAAAGACAACCUUACAUUACUUUUAUUGGGGAACAUGUAAUACGAUGCGUGCAGUCUUCCUCCCAAUUCUGACCUUCUUGUUCAUUACCUUCUAAAUCUCACUGAAAAAUAUAAUAUUUGCUCUUUAGAUAAUCCUGUACUUUUGUAAAACAAUUGACCUUGAAUAUAAAACAGUAAACACUCGAGACCUGUAGUUAUCAGAUAUUACAUCAUAUCGGAAAAGGUAAAGACAAUUACAAUAAAUACUAAUGUAGUCAAUUGUGUUUGCCAAGGUAGCAUUUUAACGGACGUGAUGCUAGUUUACAUAAAAACAUAUCCAAGACAUUGGUUUUUGUUUUUUGCUUUGAGGCAGCAUUACACAUCCGCUGGAACAUCCACUAGCAACAUAUUAACUUAUUUACUCGAAAUGUCCAUCAUCGUAAAAUUUCGUUUAAAAUUCCUUUUAUCAUUUAACUACGAAAAUACUGAGCAUUUUGUUUAAAAUGCUUAAACUUAGUAUUCAUAUUAUGGAAAACUCGCUUUACAAUAGUGAAUAUUUAAUAACGUUUUAUUUAAUAAUAAUCAGUUAUGUUUCUUUGUAACAAUUGAUAUCAUUUUGAUAGAUCUAAUACA